Molecule: messenger RNA, 573 nt
Organism: Durusdinium trenchii
Lineage: Eukaryota; Dinophyceae; Suessiales; Symbiodiniaceae
Source: the annotation of a GenBank genome assembly
AUGCUGCCAGCAUCGUGCCCAUAUGUGCAAGAUGUUCAGAGACAGCGGGAACAAACAGUUCAAAAGACAAGGAAACACAGUGAGUUUGAUCUCACUGAAGAGCCCAAAGCCAAACGUCCUCGAUGGCUUCAAAAGCAUUGGCAAAAAAUGCAAGAACUAGAGGUGGAUCCCAAGAACCUUCACAAAGUCGAUGCUGCCUCUAGAACUUUCAGUUCACAAAGGGCAGUUCAUGCUGUGGAGGUCUACGAGUCGGGUGGCCACAAAGGGACAUUGAGUGUUUCUCAACAAAUUAAUCGAAUGACAGUCAAAGGCCAAAAUGUUCCAUGUAUCACUCCUGGCGCCCAACUGUGGAAUAUGGAGAAGAAGCGCUUGCUCACAGGCCUGGAGAAAAUGCUUUUUCAAGGAUACCCCGUUCAUCGGUUGAAGCUACGCCAAAUGAAAGAAAAGGAACUUCAUUCGCUUGGAGGGAACGGGAUGAACAUCAGGAGCGUGGCAGCUGCUUUUGCAGUGGCCUUCAGUGUGCUCGAUGUGAGUGCAUUUUACAAGGCAGCAAUGGACAAAGCCAAACAGUGA